CGCGGCGCUAUGGAAUAAAGUCGACGGGAGGAGUCGCUUGUUGGAAGGCGUAGAGGGCGAGGCGCGCGUCGUUGUUGCAGAACAGAUCGCGGCCCAUAGGCUCGGCAAAGCAAAGCUGCGUCGGAUUCCUUCUUGCGAGGCUUUGCCUGCCGCCAUUGAUCCCUUUCUCCGGAGCCGUCGAGCAACAGGCGGCGACGAAAAGGGCCGCCGGUCCAGAUUUGGAGCGGAAAAGAGCAGCUGGACGGCGCGUCGGAAGAAGCAGCCGAUCGAGGAGAGCCGCCGACAGACCUGCCCCGCCUGGACGUGGCGAAGUGGGCGGUUCCCGCGGCAAGGCCGGAGCCCGCAGGCGAGACUCUCCCGGCCCUGUCGGCCUCUCUCCCGGCGUCGGUUCGCGACGGUGCCCCGCAGAAGGCGCGAGCAGACGGCUGCUGCCGAUCGCGGGGAAGGGGUCGCCGCGGUUUCCCUGCUGGAGCAGUAUAACCGCGCGGGCUUGGCGCAGCUAGCCAUGGCGGCGAUCCGCAAGAAGCUGGUGGUGGUGGGCGACGGCGCGUGCGGCAAGACGUGCCUGCUGAUCGUCUUCAGCAAGGACGAGUUCCCCGAGGUGUACGUGCCCACCGUCUUCGAGAACUACGUGGCCGACAUCGAGGUGGACGGCAAGCAGGUGGAGCUGGCGCUGUGGGACACGGCCGGCCAGGAAGACUACGACCGCCUGCGCCCGCUCUCCUACCCGGACACGGACGUUAUCCUCAUGUGCUUCUCCGUUGACAGCCCCGACUCCCUGGAGAACAUCCCGGAGAAGUGGGUGCCCGAGGUGAAGCACUUCUGCCCCAACGUGCCCAUCAUCCUGGUGGCCAACAAGAAGGACCUGCGCAACGACGAGCACGUGCGCAACGAGCUGGCGCGCAUGAAGCAGGAGCCCGUGCGCACCGACGACGGCCGCGCCAUGGCCAUCCGCAUUCAAGCCUACGAUUACCUCGAAUGCUCGGCCAAGACCAAGGAAGGCGUGCGGGAGGUUUUCGAGACGGCCACGCGAGCCGCCUUGCAGAAGCGCUACGGCACCCAGAACGGCUGCAUCAAUUGCUGUAAGGUGCUAUAAUGGCGCGCAAAAACGCGCAAAGAAGGGGCAGUUUUCUGGAGGGACGCGCUGGAAAGCCGAGAGCCGCGCGCAGGACAAACCAUGGGUGGGUGUCGUCGGAAUGCAUGCUUCUAGAGGAGGCGCGGGAGCAUGUGUGAACCCCCCACGGGACACGGGGAGGCCUUGAUUAUCUUCGCAGAGGGCGGACCCCUCGCCAAGGCAUCGCCCUGUUUGCUGACACUGAGAGGCAACGACUCUCCCCGCCUUCCAAAAGGGCUACUGUGAGACUUGAAUGUACCGGGCUCCUUUCUUCUUUCUUUCUUUCCUUGCUGGGGAGGACUGCAGACCCAUCGCCAAGCCAAAUAUGGGAAUCCCAUUUCUCGAGCUAUUGUGAUGGAGGCUAUAGUAAGACUAUUGAGGUGUCUCCCCACCCAGGACUGAACGGAUACACUUAACUCUGCAAAGAGACAUUGUGCUGGACAGACUUGUUCUCUCUCCUCUCUCCCACCCCCAGUAUCUCCUGCUGUGAAUUCGUAUUUUCCUUGGGGCUUUGAAAAGGGGAGGAGGGUGGUGGUUUUCCGAGGGGAGGGAUCUCCGCUGUGUGUACAUAUAAAAUAUUCUCUCGUUUAAACCGGAA
This is a messenger RNA of Lacerta agilis (Sand lizard), 1712 nucleotides long. RefSeq names its product ras homolog family member B (gene RHOB). The transcript has a single exon. Gene Ontology annotation, molecular function: GTPase activity; GTP binding. Gene Ontology annotation, biological process: small GTPase-mediated signal transduction. The record is from RefSeq and is a predicted model, not a curated record. Bases 506 to 1096 code for a protein of 196 amino acids. Lineage: Eukaryota; Metazoa; Chordata; Lepidosauria; Squamata; Lacertidae.